This is a messenger RNA of Blepharisma stoltei, 1062 nucleotides long. The record is from the annotation of a GenBank genome assembly. NCBI's taxonomy places the organism in Eukaryota, Ciliophora, Heterotrichea, Heterotrichida, Blepharismidae.
AUGGGUUGUUGCAGUUCCAAUUUAAAAGAAAGCCAGCACCAAAAGUUUUGUAUAUUUAUGAAAGAAUGCAUAACAAGAAGCGACUUCAAAGGUAUUGAAUCUCUAGUAAGAUCAAGUAGGGGAGAGACAUGGCUUGAUGAAAAAAUUACAAUUGCUAAAGGGCUUUCUCUUAAUGCUUUAGGGUUCGCGCUCUGGCUGGGGAAAAUAGAUAUUUUUGUAUUUUUACAUACAACUUUUAAAGCUGAUUUAUUACAGUGUGAAUUAAUUUUAGAAAAACAGUCUACAAGCAUACUCGAAAUUAUUUGUAAACAGGGCUAUGGAGAAUUGAUGGAUUAUUAUCUACCGAUUUAUUUAGAAAAUUUUCAUGAUAAUGCUCACUCAAAGGCCGUUGAGAGCUUGACUAUUGAUUUAGAAAAGUCUAAGCUAUAUGAUUACAAGCCUAAAGGAACUUAUACACCUAUCCAAAUAGCUUGUGAAAAAGGCUAUAUUAAUAUAUUGAGCUCUGUGCAUACUUUCUUUAAAGAAUAUCAUUAUUGUCCAAGCCAGCUUGAUAUUGACUAUCAAGAUGAAAAAACUGGCGAAAAUUGUGCUUUGAUAGCUUGUAAACAAGGAAAUUUUUCUAUGAUAAAAUUUUUGCAUGAAGUUUGUUCGGCAAAUUUCAAAGCCAUUAACAGAAAAAAUGAAGGCGCUUUACAAAUCCUUGCAGCAGCAAGCAAGAAAAAACCUGCACAAGGACUGUAUACGUGCUUUGAAUACUUAGUUGAAACUGUCAAGGUUGAUGUUAUGUAUAUGUAUGAGGAAACACUUUUAUUGACUGAUAAUAAAGCUAUUAUAGGAUAUAUAGAAAAUAAAUUGCUUUCUAAAGGAGUCAGAGUAAAAAAGGUAGAAAUUGAAGCAAAAAUAAUGGGAGAAAAUGCUUCGCAAGCAAAUUUUUCAAAUGAUAGUAUUUAUUUAGACUUGAAAAAAUGCUUAGAUAAUGAUGACGAUAAAAAAAGCAUGCCAAGCUCUGUUUUUCCUGUAGAAAAUGAUACAGGUUUUUGUAGUUCUAUAUCUAUCAUAUAA